AUGCCGGCGGCCGUUUCACAGGAAGCGGGCAUCAGUGAUGAGCUGGUGAAGCACUGCACGGCGCCUGACAGUGUCACAACGCUGCUGGCCGAGGACCCCGCGCUAACGCCAGGUGAUGCAUGGAAAAGGCUGUACGGGGGCAAGGCAAAGCGGCGUGAGCAGAAGGAAAUUGAGGUCGACGGAGCGGUGCCGGCGUUGGAUGAGUUGACUGGCCUGGAGCGCUUCGCGGCUUGUGGAAAAUGGGGGGACGCAAAGCCGAGCGAGCUGUUCCUGAGGAUGUAUGGUGCAGCCCUUGAAUCGAUUGAUGGCGAUCUUGAGCAGGCUGUUGUGAGCCCGUCGCUCAUGGGAAGCUGCGGCACGGUGCCCCUGACUAUCAUCUCGACUAUACCAGACAUCGCCCGCCACAUGUCGAACCUCAUUGUGCGCGCAGAAAAGGAGGUCUUCCUCGCAACAAACUACUGGAUCAGCAGCGUCGCUGUGACCUUCAUCACCAACGCCAUCCGCGAGCUUGACCGUUGUGCCGGCGCCCGCGGCGUCAAGGUCGUUGUCAAGAUCAUUUACGACCGUGGCGCCGUCAAGCAGGUAUACACACCGCACUACGACGUGGGCGAGAAGGAGUUCACUGAUCCGCAGGUGGCGCUGCCGCGGCGCGCGGACAUCCCCAACAUUGACCUGCAGGUUCUCAACUAUCACAAGCCCAUGCUUGGGACCUUUCACUCCAAGUUCAUGAUCGUGGACCGAAGAAUCGGACUGGUGCAGAGCAACAACAUCCAGGACAACGCCAACCUGGAAAUGGCGAUACAGGUCGAGGGGCCUCUUGUCGAUUCGUUGUACGACAUGGCGCUCAUCACGUGGGAUAUGAAUCUUGGCCAGGGAAUGCCGAUGAUCAAAUCGGCAGCGGCGGCAGAUGAGAACAACAUGCCCAGCUGGACGGAGGAGUGGGAUGAGCAGUUCACGGACGAGGGCAGAUUGAGGGGAUUCGACGCUGUCGUCGACCCGGCGAAGAUGAUUUGGAAGCAGCAGUUUGGGAAGCCGGACGACUUGAUGAACGAAGGGCAGACGAAUGGACACUCCGUGAAUGGCCUCGAUGGUUCUCGAAACGGCCUCAGCCCUAGGCUCUCCAACAAGCUCUCCGACGGCUCCUCGGCCGCCUUGACCGAUGACAGUUCACAGCCCAGGACCCCAGAACAGAAGAAUCACGACCUCCCUGAACACACUCACGACUCACCUCACUAUGACAACUCUCUACCCGCCGAAAUCGUCCGCCUCCAAACGUCUCUUCGGCCCUCUCCCUCCGAGGACAUCUACGCCCCGAUCACUCGGCACCUGAACCACACCAACGCCGCCGCCUACACCGUCCCACCUCGCCUCCAUCCCGCACGCUUCCCUCCCUCCGAGCAGCCGACCCCCUACACCCCCCAUCCUCGCCACUCGCCCGUGCCCAUGGCCCUUGUCAACCGGCCGCCCCACGGCUCGCCAGACUCGAGCUCACUCUCGAACCCGCAAAACGCCGCCUGGCUCGCAGCCCUCGCACACGCCCGCUCCUCCGUCUUCAUCCAGUCCCCAACCCUCAACGCCUCCCCCCUGCUCCCGGCCCUCCUCGCCGCCUGCGAGCGCGGCGUCCACGUCCACGCCUACAUCUGCCUCGGCUACAACGACGCCGGCGAGCUCCUGCCCCUGCAGGGCGGCCACAACGAGGCCGCCGCCCACCGCCUGCACGCCCAGCUGUCCGACGACGCGCGGCCGCGGCUGCACUACCACUGGUACGUCGCCAGGGACCACGCCGCGCCGGUGCCGCACGGCCUCGGCGCGCGGGCCUGCCACAUCAAGCUCCUCAUCGCCGACGAGCGCGUCGGCGUCGUCGGCAGCGGGAACCAGGAUACGCAGAGCUGGGCGCACAGCCAGGAGGUCAACGUCAUGGUCGACUCGCCCGACAUUUGCCGCUCGUGGAUCGAUGCUCUGAGGCGGAACCAGAACACGGCCUUGUUCGGCCGGCUGCAGAGCGAUGGCGUUUGGCGGGACGACAGGGGGGACGAGGUCGAGGGCGCCAUGGGCGUGGAUGCUGGACGGUUCGCGUGGGCCAAGGGCAUCAUGGGCGCUGUCAAGAGGGUACAGGGGAAGGGAGGAUUCGGUUAA
Molecule: messenger RNA, 2136 nt
Organism: Verticillium dahliae VdLs.17
Lineage: Eukaryota; Fungi; Ascomycota; Sordariomycetes; Glomerellales; Plectosphaerellaceae
Product: phospholipase D active site-containing protein
Exons: 3
Coding region: 1-2136 (711 amino acids)
Molecular function (GO): catalytic activity
Source: RefSeq, a predicted model, not a curated record